This is a messenger RNA of Drosophila erecta, 3102 nucleotides long. RefSeq lists its product as uncharacterized. The coding region runs from base 142 to 2592 and encodes 816 amino acids. The transcript has 4 exons. Gene Ontology annotation, molecular function: zinc ion binding. Lineage: Eukaryota; Metazoa; Arthropoda; Insecta; Diptera; Drosophilidae. The record is from RefSeq and is a predicted model, not a curated record.
UAUAACCUCGGUAUACUUUUGUCUAUUUCAGUAUUUUUGCCUAAGCCACCGCUCCUAGGAAAGCCAACUGGCGAACACAAAGGAUCUAUUAAAGUGAUACCUACAUAUAUUAGAUGUUCUAGCCUUGAGCAUUUCCGCGAAAUGUCCGCCGUGAGCCCCAACUCUUGUGUGGAGACGCCCAAGGCGCCGGAAUGGCUAUCGAAGCUGGAGAGUCGUCGGGAGCAACUGAAGCGCUCCAAGCUGGGUCACGAAGCCGGAGCUGGAGCUCCGUGUGCCGAGUGCAAGGACAAAUGUCCGGGGCUGGAUCUGCACUUCUGGCGCAAGGUGUGCCGGAACUGCAAGUGCCCCAAGAUUCAGCAUGUGUGUCCGGACGACGAUGACGCCACUGGUUGGGCGCAGUUCGAGAUUCUUGGCCAGAUCAGGGCGAAACCAGCGUAUAUCAAAAUCAAAGCCCUGGCCAGUCAACCCGUGCAGCUGGAGUGGGUGCCGCCUAAUGCCGCUCCGGAUGUGGUCACUGAUUAUAUGGAAAAACUGGGCACCGCCCAAAUACCUGUGGCUGGAAGCGAUGCCGCCCUCAAGCGGAAAAUGCAACUCGAGCUGCAAGUUCCACCUCACGACCUCGAUGCCGCACUGUGCGAUGGAUUAACGGAAACUGAGGCCAUCCAGCUGCAGCAAUACGUUCAGAAAUUGAGGGAGCAGUGCGUCGGACAGGGCGUAGUUGUGCGCCUGGGAGACCGUCUUAAUCACGCCCAAGUGGAGCACGUAGCUCCCACUUUGAUGCCUUCCCAGGAGGCGGAAAAGACCUGGAAAUCUAUGGGGCUCCUGCCAGUUGCUGAUGACACUCUAAACGAACUGCUUGCUAAUCCCAAGGUGGCCCAGGCGUUGGCAAGCCCAGCGAGUGCCCAUCCCAAACUACUGGUUGCUUUUUCAGAGCCUCUAUGCGAAUCGACAGCCCAGUUCGAGGAAAAUGGAGCUUUGCAAGCCCAGACUAGAGAAAAGCUUUUGGGAAUUAGCAAGCCGGCUCUGCUCAGCCUUGUGACUCAUGGUGUUGUGUAUGACAAGGUUCUGGGAAUAUUACAGGAAAAGAAGCUGAACAUCUCGAGGGAUCCAAAGCUUGGCCCCAUUGCUGAAUUUCGAAAGGAGUAUGUGAACAAUCCGCAGUUCAGAGCCGACAUCAACACCAUCUGUCCUCAGCCGCCCAUGACGCCCAUAAAAUCAUCUCCUGGUACACCUUUUAAUUCUCCAUUGCCGUUGAAAAACCCAGUGCAGAUCAGAAUGGGAGCUCAGAUGCGCCAGGAUACGCCUAUGCGAAGGGUAAAGUUUGGCGGGGUCUCCACCAUAGUUUACGACUGCGGACUGCCUGCCAACACGGACUACGAUCGUGAUCCUGUCUUUGCGCAAAUACUUCAUGCGGAGCCGCUUAAACAUGCAUUCCAGGAAGCGCGUGCUGGACGUGCUCCCUCCUCGGUGGUUAUCUCCAACAUCCCAGCUCCAGUGGCAAGUCUGGCGGAGCUUAGAGGUCUCAACCCAGCCACGAGGGCUCAACUUCAAUCCGUGGGGCUUGAUAAGAACAUGCUGCAGUCCGCUGUUUCCAACGCACCUUAUUAUGACCGCCUGUUCCGUUCGCUUCAGGACAAGGGCAUCUCACAUGACCAAUGCCAGUUGCUGCAGCCAAUGAAACAAGUGCAUGACUGGCUGCUCGAUGACGAUCAGUUGCUGGACGAGAUCGACAAGGUCUUUGCCGAUAUGGCUAAUGGCUGCAAGGAUAUUUCCUACCCGAAACCCAGUCUUGGCGAACUGCCCACAUCGCAAAGCAGUGAUUCUGGCUUCCACUCAAAGCCACCCACACCGGGCUACGGCAGCGAGGAUCUUACCGCUGGGCAGGGCAGAUUCGCCAGCAUUCCUGGCAUUGAGGACAUGAACAUGUACCCAAGUUGCGCCGGCAUGCCGGAACAGUUCCAGCAGCUACGUCUUCGCGGGGAUGAAGCUUCAGGCAAGGACACUCAUCGUACAAUUUUGUGCGCCGACUGCAGCCAACCGAUCGCCAUGGGCGAAGUUGUAGUUAAGGCAGAUCGAGCAGGAAAGGAGAUAGCCUGGCAUCCCGGCUGUUUUAAGUGCAUCACAUGCCGGGAGCUCUUGGCCGACUUGGUCUACUUUUUCCACCAAGGACAAGUUUUUUGCGGUCGCGAUUUGGCCAUCAGGCUGAAGAUUCCGCGGUGCCGUGCCUGUGAUGAGCUGAUCUUUACCAAGGAGUACACAGCCGCGGAGGAAGCAACGUUCCACAUCAAGCACUUCUGCUGCUAUCAGUGCGAUGAGCCGCUGGCCGGUCAGCAGUAUAUAGCGGAUGAGAAGUCCAACAUGCCCCUCUGCCUGCUGUGCUAUGACCGCUUAUUUGCCGUCCGCUGCCAGCGAUGCAAAAUUGCGAUUGGACCCGCAGAUCAGGGCGUCGCUUGGGGCGAUGUCCACUGGCAUGCCAGUUGCUUUGUUUGUGCUGGAGCCCAGUGCUCCAAGCCGCUUAUAGGUGGACGUUUCUGCGUCAAGGAGAACAUGCCCUUUUGCAGUCCGACCUGUGUGCGUAGCUUGAUUAAGUAAGGCGGGCAAUCAACCACAACAGUAUUUUCACAUUUCCAUACACAAAGGAUGAUCAAAGACAUAAUCAUCGGAUUUUUGAUGGUGCACUAUUUACAAUAUUUAAUAACUAGCUAGUGAUCAAUAGAUGCCACAGACUCAAAGUGCCUAGAAUAGACUUGAAUUUAAAACGCCAAUCAAACUAGAACCACGGAUUCCGAUUUUGUUAGCAUUCAUUUAUUUUAUAAAACACCUUACGUGUCUCAAGAUUUUAUAGACCCCAUUCACCAAACUUAAAAAGGCAAAUACGAAUUUGGGAUCUUUUAAGUGUGCAACCGAUAAAUUUGAUUGGCUUUUAAAAUAAAACCGACGCCUAAAUAUUUACAAUUCCAACCGCCUUUGCAGUGCCAAUAGACCAAGUAGAGUAUAUAGAAAUAUUUUAUAUAUAAUAUACACAGAUCUAUUUACGUAUUGAAAAGUAUUAUGUAUACAGGAAACGCACAAUUUUAAAUAAAGCUUUUACUCGAAACAAAA